AUGGCGUCGUAUUCUGCUCCUGUGAACUUCAAUGAAAGCGGACCGUCCUCUUACUCGCCUACCUCGCCUCGACAUCAACAGCGGCAGUCCGUCGCGACCGAGGCGUCAGGCAUCUCCGGGAUUGCGGACAGCACCAUCUCUUACAACACCUAUGCUACUGGCAUCACCGGAGAGUCUCUACGCCUAUCCCAGCUGCAGUUUCCACCUCCACCCAGCACACUCCCACCCGGCACAUCUCCAAACACACCGACUACGGCCACGCUCAACCUAGCGCAUGGCUUUCCCUCCACUCCUUCCGCAUCACAGGCCGCACGCCCUAACUUCAAUCCUUCGCCCCUGCGCGGACCGCCAUCCGUCGCGGGUUCUAGCGCGCCAUCAUCACCGGCAACACAACAUCCCACAUACCCUUCUCGGCUGCCUGUACCGCCUCCGCUGGAUCCUGCUCCUACAGGGAGACGAUUCACCCACACAGAUACAGCCACAGUUGCGAGAGGCGGCACACCACCCCGCCAACUGUCACCGUACGAUUGGCAUGAUGGUUCAUCCACUAUCGACCAGGAGCCGCCUGAGGGGCGCAUGCUCAGCACCAAUAUCAUCACCGAACUUCUCUCCUCUGCGGACUCGACUAUGUCUGCUGGGAGUGAAACAUCAUACACCUACCCGCCGCAGCAUGGGCGUGUCCACCGCUACCAACCCUCUCAACUGUCAGAUAUGACAUAUCCGCCGCCCGCUCGGACGUCUCCCCGUGCCGCAACACACCAACAGCUGGAUGCGAUCCAUGAUGUGCUGGCGAGCGCGUCUUCCGUCCCGCCCUCGACGGCACAUGGAACGACCGAUAACGAGACCAUCGCGAGCUAUGAGGGCACUGCGCAAGUUGUGCAAGUUCAGGGCCAGGGUCACCCGGUUAGCGUUGUGGGCAUGGCGCCCGCGCGCACCGCGAUGCUUCGGCAUGUCGCGAGCGGCGAUAGUGGGUUCCUUGCGUCGAGCAUGUACACUGCAUCCGGCCGCGACAGCCGCUCUACAUACAACUCUGCGCAUCCGCUGUAUGGAAACCCUAAUCGUCCGCUAAGCCGACUGGUGCCACAAGAUGUCGACGAACCAACUGAGCCCACCGUUUAUCCGUUCCCCGGAGCCGGAGAGGGUGGCAUCUCGCCCGCGCGCGAUGGUCCCAGCGGCAACUCGCCUGCGCUCAGCCGAACGCCCUCUGCGAUGCGCACGCCCCGUCAACGACGUGUAAGCACGUACAGCCAGAAGAGCUUCAAGAGUCAAGUCAGUAGUUUCGUGAGUGCGGCGGGCGAGAGGACGGCCCGCGCAGCUCAACGCACACUCGAGUGGUUCCGCGUGAAGCCAUUGCCGCCAGUACCGACGUUCCAGAACAUGAGCAUACAGGAAGAGGAGAUGGCCCGCGCGAGAGAAGGCGCACAACCUUUACCGGCGCUAGCGAUGCGUGCAGACAGACUCAACCAUAUGCUCGCACAAGGCCGGUUACCUGCGAACAGUAUGUACUCCGACGGAAAUGGGUUGGACAUGGGCUUUGAGAAGAUCGAGUACGACGAGGUGCAGGCUGCAACUACCGGCCGUUCGCGGUUCAGUAAAGGCACCGCGGGGCGCAAACGCCAAAGCGUCGGUGGCGCUGCUGCGUUCGCAGCCGCUACGGGGUACCCGGGCGAGGGCGACGUUAGCAGUCCUUCCAAGUCAAGGAGACACUACUUCUCGAAGACUAUGACGAAGAAGCAGAAGAUCAGGCUUGCUAUUAUUGUGACGGUCGCGGCCGUAAUCGUCAUUAUUGCCGUCGUCGUCGGGAUUGUGGUCGGGAGAAGUAAAAGUUCAGCGUCAUCUUGUACGGGGAACAUGGUUGGCAAAGACUGUUCGUUAGAUGCCACCUGCGUCUGCACGUCCUCGUCGUCUUCCAGUUGUAACGCCGUCGCUGCAAGCCUUGUGAACCUGCUACCCACCGUGAACGAUAUCUUUGCCGCAAACAUGACCUCUUCGGACGUAUCUACCUCGAUGACGGCUGCAUUCGGCUCAGUCGCUCAUAACGACUGCUCCCAGCAAGCUCUCGUACUUGACGUCUCCCCGGUUCUUGGUAGCAGCACUCCAAAUCGCACUGCUUGGGCUCAAGCCGCGCUCAUGUGGAGUAUGGUGCUGAGCCAAAGCGAUUCAGACGUUGGCACCCUGCGCGACUUCGUGCGCGACGCGGACUGGAGUGCUAUUGAAAACGUCGACGGGCCCAUCACGAGCAAGGGAGCGACGUAUCAGACCACCCAGCUCGGAUUCGCGUUCGAUUUCGCGGCUCAGACCGUAAGCGAGCCUGGUACCACAUUUUCAGAUGAUGGGGAGCCUAGCAGCGAACAGCUUGCCAAGACGGAUAGCACGACGCAGGCCGCUCUGGAUAAGGUCUAUACUGCCGCAGCGGCUAUGUCCUCGAUGCAGGCGAAUGCGAUGCAGACGUACUGGCAAUCUACCCUCCAACAAGACCCGAAACAGUACGCGACAUUCCUCUCGCUCUUCGAGUCAUCUCCCGUGCUUCUGCCCUUCAAUGCCAACUCUACUCUAUCGACCUUGCUCACCAAUUCGACGUCCGACCCCUUUCCACCGCCGCAGUCGUGUAACCCCAGCAUCAGCUCCUCUGAUCUGAGCCAGCUGUCAUCCGUCGAGACGAUCGUAUUUGGCCUCGCCACGCCGACACAACAAUCCAAAUUUGACUCGUCGUGUUUCCCCGACCGGCCCAUCUAUGGUCGCUUGGACUACCUGCGACUGCGUAUGCCUUUCCUCGAUGGAGCUGUAAACGCCACCACGCAAGCUGUCACCUUGAAACCCGCUGUGCGCCCGAGAGUGGUCGUGUCCAAUGGCCCACAGUUCGCAACGCUACCUCUGGGCGAAGCACCUCGCACUGUACAAACCGACCGGCGGCGGUAUGGGACCUUAAACCAUAUGAACCAUAUCCUCUUCGACUUCUUCGAAGCGAUUGGUGACGUCACUGUGGCUUCUGCGCUGGUGCAGUACAUCUUAUCGCAGUCGUCAUAUCCACCGACGUCGAGCACCCUCCUCGAUGCCCUCGAUUCACUGCCCAUCAUUGAGGUUGCAGUCUUUGGCUCCGUCACGCCAAGCGAUGUGUCGAGUGUAGUGUCAAGCUUCGCAAACCCUGAAGGCGGACUAUGGUUCGGAACCGACCAGAGUCUAUUGCUUCGACAGUGGGCCAUCAACGGCGUGCAGAAUGGCGGCGUCAUGUGGACACCCAACGCGACUGCCGCGAAGGUUGUGCACGACACCAGCUUCACCGACUCGACGUUCAAUAGCGUCUGGGAUCCGGCGUACAUGUUCUUCCAUGCGAACACGAACUCAAUCGUAGGCGUCAGCAAUAUCACUACUGCUUUCGAGUCUGUCGGCAAGUUCUCGCCAUGA
Messenger RNA from Peniophora sp. CBMAI 1063, 3405 nucleotides. The record is from the annotation of a GenBank genome assembly. NCBI's taxonomy places the organism in Eukaryota, Fungi, Basidiomycota, Agaricomycetes, Russulales, Peniophoraceae.